Molecule: messenger RNA, 2259 nt
Organism: Nilaparvata lugens (brown planthopper)
Lineage: Eukaryota; Metazoa; Arthropoda; Insecta; Hemiptera; Delphacidae
Product: T-box transcription factor TBX1-like
Exons: 10
Coding region: 602-1669 (355 amino acids)
Biological process (GO): positive regulation of DNA-templated transcription; regulation of transcription by RNA polymerase II; cell fate specification
Cellular component (GO): nucleus
Molecular function (GO): DNA-binding transcription factor activity, RNA polymerase II-specific; cyclin-dependent protein serine/threonine kinase activity; ATP binding
Source: RefSeq, a predicted model, not a curated record
ACACCUCUCGGGUGAGUCUGCAAGUGACUGGUGACUGACGACAGGGUCAAGUGUCAAGUGUCGUGGUUGAGAAGUGAUCAAAGCACAUUCGUAUUUUGUCUAACACCAACUAAAAUAGGCUACUUUCUUGACAAGAAGCAUCUACCACAACAUUUUCAAGUGUACUUAUUUCAGUGGUUUUCUGAGACCGUAUGGACUGACAUUCAGUGAACUUAGUCGUAUCUUACUAUUAUUCAAUGAACGUGAACUUAUCUUAUUAUCAUUACUCUUCGAAUGCAAAAUUAUGUUAUUCUGUGAAAGUAUUUUACUCUAAUUUUGUGACAGUGUUUCAAUAUUAUUAUAAAGAACAUCCUUAUAUUGAGUGUAUAGACAAAUAAGUGUGAUUCUCCUAUUUUGUGUUAUCGGGAAUAAUUUUAAUAUUUUGAACCUGAUGCAUUGAAAAAGUGUUUGCAAGUGAUUAGUCGCUCAUCUUCAGAGCAAUUUGAGAAGUGCAAAUGCGAACAAAAUAAUGGGCUUGGGCUGCACUGAUUGGAAGACAAGUGCACUUGGAAAUAGACAACUAUUGUAGCUGCAAAUCAUAAAGAGCAAUCACUUCUUCAAAAUGGAAGAGGCAAGUGGAAAGGAAAAUAACUGUCGAGAGAAUAAGCAUCCUGCUCUUUCAAAUGUGGGGGCUACUCUUGAAAUGAAAGCGUUAUGGGAAGAGUUCAACGAUCUUGGCACAGAAAUGAUUGUUACCAAAGCUGGCAGGCGAAUGUUUCCAACAUUUCAAGUACGGUUAUUUGGCUUGGAUGCUAAUGCUGAGUAUAUGGUCAUGAUGGAUUUUGUACCAGUUGAUGAGAAACGAUACAGAUAUGCUUUUCACAGUUCGAGUUGGGUGGUGGCUGGUAAAGCUGAUCCCAUCUCACCCCCUCGGGUUCACGUGCAUCCGGAUUCUCCCGCCAGCGGAGCGCAGUGGAUGAAACAGAUGGUGUCUUUCGAUAAGUUGAAACUCACCAACAACCAACUCGAUGACAACGGACAUAUAAUUUUAAAUUCUAUGCACCGUUAUCAACCUCGCUUUCACGUACUCUACAUUCCUCCUGGUGGAAGCAGUACUGGAUCAACUGUCGAUAAUUUCAAGACAUUUGUAUUUCCAGAGACGCGAUUCACUGCUGUAACCGCUUAUCAGAAUCAAAGGAUAACACAGCUGAAAAUCGCCAGCAAUCCAUUUGCGAAAGGAUUCAGAGAAUGCGAUCCAGAAGAUUGUGGUUCCGAGGCAUUAAAUCAGCUGCAAAUAGUGAACAAUCACUACCAGCCCAGACCUGCUUCUUCACCUUCCACCAGUUCCACUAGACCUCACCAUCACCAAUUCACAUCAAGAGAGACCAAUAAAGAUGCAUAUGUGAACGUAAGCAGAGGCAACUCGUUUGGACAAGGACCGAGUCCGUAUUUGCCAGCCAAUCACAUCACACCCUUUCACUCAGCCUCCUCUGCACCACAACCACAACCCCCCUGCACCCCCCUGCACUGCACUGGCACCAUUCCAAGCGCUGUAACGAGCAAAUCUUCCCGGACAUCAGCUGAUUUUUCCAUGAGCCAUUUCAACAUCUACAGCGGCACUCCUGAGACAAGUCUACAAGGACUACAACAUUUAUCAUCAACUCUCUAUCAGGACUAUAGCUCAAGCUAGUUACAAGCAUUUUCACUUGCACAAAAUGUAACUUCAGUCAAUUUCAAAUGAAGUUAAAAUGUAAAUAAUUUAAAUUUUGAAUAAUUCAUUCAAAUCAAAUUAUGACUUUUGUCAUACAUUUCUCAAUAACUUGAUUAGGCGACUAUACAAUCUAGUGGCAAACGUUAUCGAGGCGUUUUCUUUUACCUGAUUACUCAACAUAGAUUAUAAAAAUAUAUUAUUUGGUUCACAUACGGAGUCAAGUGUUAUUGAGUCGUAUAAUAUGGAGAGUCACGCGAGUAAUUGUAAAUAUUCAUCAUUGUUUUUAUGGAGGACUUGUUCUCAUUGUAAAAUCUAGAAUAGGCCUAACGUUCUUGGAGAGACAGAAUAUUUUUUGUGCAAUACUGUAUCUUCAAUGUGUUACUGAAUAGAGGAUACGAUUUAACACGAGAAAUUCUUACCUUGUUCAGUGAGAGAAAGACAAUAAAAAUUUAAAAUAGCUUAAAAUAUAUUUGAAUUUGAUUAAAUUGUAUACUUCUUUGUAAAAUCAAAAGAAAAAAUGUUCUAUGAAUCCAUAUAUGUCACAUAUAAUAAACUUGUCUUUAUUAUAA